UGUGUCAAAAACAUGUGUGUUGUUUUCUGAAUAAGUGCAAUAUUUUAUGCUUUGAUUAGAAUAAGUUUUAUCAAAUAAAACAGUUAUAAAUUAAGCAAAUAAUGACCACAAAGUCCGUGUCCCGGCUUCUGCUACUGUCGUCCGUUGGCAUCGGGAGCUACCUGGCCGGUUCGUACGUGGAACGCCGUAAAACAGCUGACACGGUUUGCCUUCGCCGGGAUGAUUAUGUAAACGAACGGUCCGGCAAUCUGCUGCGGACACUCCAAUCGAAGCCGGGACUGCCAAUCUUCGGCACCGUGUCCGCGGCAAGUCCCAUCCCGGCGGAACAGAAAUCCCUCGUCGUCAGUAAUGUAAGUCGAAUUGGGCAGAUUAUGAAGUACGGAUUUCCCGGGCUGGACAACGUGCGGUCCUACGACGAUUACGUGCUUUCGUAUGACCGUCGCACCAGGGUGGCCCACUGGGUGUUUGAGCAUUUAACGGCCGAUGGCGUUAAGGCUAGCCAGGGUGUAGAUCGCGCCAAAAGCGAUUUCAAACCGGACGAAAGUGUUCAUCCGUUCUUCCGGUCGCUAAACACGGAUUACAAAGGGUCGGGCUUCGACCGGGGACAUCUGGCCGCGGCAGGGAAUCAUCGAUCGGAACAGAAGCACUGCGAUCAAACGUUCUUCCUGACGAAUAUGGCUCCGCAGGUCGGAGUCGGAUUCAACCGCGACAAGUGGAACCACCUGGAGCGAUACGUGCGCAAGCUGACCAAAGAUUACCCCAACGUGUACUGCUGCACCGGUCCUCUGUACCUCCCGCGGAAGGAGGCGGACGGAAAGUUGUACGUUCGAUACCAGGUUAUCGGCGCCAACAACGUGGCCGUUCCGACGCACUUUUACAAGGUGGUGGUGAUGGAAACCCGUGACAAUCGGCUGGAGAUGGAGGCGUACGUGCUGCCGAACCAGAAGAUUGACGACGAAACGCCGCUGACGAUGUUCCAGGUGCCGCCGGAAACGAUCGAGCGGGCGGCCGGGUUGCUGUUCUUCGAUAAGAUUGCCCGAAGUCAGCUUAGUAAAAUUAACGGGAAGAAGGUGUGAGCGGGGAAAGAGAUUAUUAUUGCG
Culex pipiens pallens (northern house mosquito) is the source of this 1100-nucleotide messenger RNA. Its product is annotated as endonuclease G, mitochondrial-like. The transcript has 2 exons. Lineage: Eukaryota; Metazoa; Arthropoda; Insecta; Diptera; Culicidae. Gene Ontology annotation, cellular component: mitochondrial inner membrane; nucleus. Gene Ontology annotation, molecular function: metal ion binding; single-stranded DNA endonuclease activity; RNA endonuclease activity. Gene Ontology annotation, biological process: apoptotic DNA fragmentation. Bases 102 to 1076 code for a protein of 324 amino acids. The record is from RefSeq and is a predicted model, not a curated record.